AAUCAUGUGACCCGAACGACUCUCACACUAGAUGUUUCUCUCUCUAGUGGGUCUGAGUCUUUCCUUCCCUCGGUUUCUCUCUCUAGAAAAUCAGGUCAUACUGUAAGAGCGGGUAUUUUUGCAAUCUUAUAUAUUUCAGUUGCUGUUGGUCGUUGCGAUUAUUUCUCACAUUGAAAGCCUCUCCUUCUCUCUCCUUCAUGUCCUUCUCUCUCUAAAAUUGGCUCUGUACCCAUUUCCUCCCUUCUGAUAACAUUCACAAAGAUGCUUGCUUUAUGCAGAGCCAUGAGCUGAGCUGCCUGCUCUGCCCUUCUCUCUCUGUUGCUCUGCUCUAAUUUUGGGCAUUUUCUUCUUUUGGUUUCGUACAAUUCAAGUUUGAUCAGAGAAAGGAAGGGGAACCCAUUGGGGUCGUGCAAUUGGUGAGCUUUCUCGUCGGAUUUGGGGACAAUGAUUCAUGGUGAAAAAGUGGGUAUUCCGAAAUACAUCUUCUUACGUAGAUCUGCUUUCCUGAUCUGAAAGGGAGAGAGAGAGGGGUUAUUGAAAGAGAAUAGUGUUUUCAUUUCCUGAAAAAGUAAAAAAGUUUCAAGUGAUUGCUGGCGAAAUUUGGCAAUUUGAUUGCAGAUUGUGGAUUAAUCUGAUCAAAAGUGAGUGAAUUUAGUGAUUUGAUUUGGAUGGUUAAUCAAAGGCCGUGAAAUUGAAGGGCGUUUGCGACGACGGAUCCGUCAAUAACAAAGAGUGGGGGGUUGUAUUGCUCAUCAGCUGUUCUGGAGUGCCUACUAAGCAUUAUCAGGGCCCUGAGAAUGGGUUCCUGCUUGUCUGCAGAAAGCAGGAGCCCUCUGCCCGAUUCGCCGUCGUCUCCCUCCUGGGGAGUCCGGCGGCGGAAGAGCUCGAAGAAGAGAAUGGGCUCGAGAAAUUCUUCCUUUGAUUACCGCCGGGAAGAACGGCUGCACAGGAUUCCCGAGAGAAUGUUCUUCAAUGGGUCCAGUGAAGUUGCAUCUUUGUUUACACAGCAGGGCAAGAAAGGAACCAAUCAAGAUGCCAUGAUUGUGUGGGAGAAUUUCGGUUCGAGAACAGACACAGUUUUCUGUGGUGUUUUCGAUGGGCACGGUCCAUUUGGUCAUAUGGUUGCUAAAAGAGUGAGGGACUCUCUUCCUCUGAAAUUGAGUGCAAACUGGGAAGUGAACAUAGUCAAUGAUGAAGUUCUCAAAGAGAUUAGCCUCAACGCUGCAGGAAGCUUGAAUUCAGAUGAUACUGCUUUUGUAUCUGUUGAUGAAGAUUUCAGGCCCUCCGUGGAUGUUGAUGAAACAGAAAAAAACCCUGAGAUCUUUCAGACACUGAGAGAGUCCUUUCUGAAGGCUUUUAAAGUUAUGGACAGGGAGCUGCGAACAACACCAAGUAUUGAUUGCUUUUGUAGUGGGACAACAGCAGUAACUUUGAUUAAACAGGGUCGGGAUUUAAUCAUUGGAAAUGUUGGAGACUCCCGAGCCGUUCUAUGCACGAGAAGAAUAGAUGACACUCUAAGUGCAAUUCAGUUGACUGUGGAUCUCAAACCAAAUCUUCCAGCGGAAGCAGAAAGAAUUCGUAAGUGUAGAGGGCGUGUUUUUGCUCUUCAGGAUGAACCUGAGGUUGCUCGGGUCUGGCUGCCAAACACUGACUCUCCUGGACUUGCCAUGGCACGCGCUUUUGGAGAUUUCUGCCUCAAGGAUUUCGGCCUGAUCUCUGUACCAGAUGUAUCCUAUCGGCGUCUCACAGAGAGGGAUGAAUUUAUAGUCCUGGCUACAGAUGGGAUUUGGGAUGUCCUCUCUAACAAAGAAGUGGUAGACAUUGUAGCAACAGCCCCAGCACGUUCUUCUGCAGCUCGAGCACUGGUAGAGACAGCAGUUCGAGCGUGGAGACAGAAGUACCCAACUUCCAAAGUAGAUGACUGUGCUGUAGUUUGUCUCUUCCUUGACUUAGACUCAAACACAGUAUCAACUGCUGCUAAUAACGGGUCGAAGGAGAAGGAGCAGCCUACUACAGUGAAUGAGGUAAAUGCCGAAGAAGAUCUCUCGGAGACAGCUUCUUUGGUCCACUCGGGGACUGUCCGAACUGCUGAAGAGAUCCUUGCAGACGAGGAAGAAGACGAAGAAGAAGGAGGAAGCAAGGAGAAUGCUGCAGAUGAUAUGAAUUCGGAACCAGGUGUAGAGUGGUCAGCUCUGGAAGGAGUUUCUCGAGUGAACACAUUAUUGAAUCUGCCUAGGUUUACACCCACAAAAGAAGACAAGAAGGUGUGGAAGAAGGUUUGAAUUCCCCUGCUUGCCUCUCGAAUCCUAUCAUAAUUUUGUUUUGUAUUAUUUAUUAAAUUUUCUCGUCUUCAUCUUCUUUUGCCUUCUUGUCUAUGUUAUUCUACAACACAUAAGUGAUCUAUAGGGUCAAUGAAAGUUAAAAUUUUGACCGGAGAGGUCGUGUGGGGGUGCUCCCGACUAUAUUAGCAAUGUCUGGGAAAAUUUGAAUUUUUUUGUAAAAAUCCAACUCUCCGACUAUUUUUUGGAUUUUGUUUUUCUGCGUACAAGAAAUUCAUGUAUUUCGACGUGUGGAUAAUAGUUUUGUGAUGAUGAAUGAAUGAAGGCUCAUCUUAGUUUUCAGCUUGAA
Malus domestica (apple) is the source of this 2628-nucleotide messenger RNA. Its product is annotated as probable protein phosphatase 2C 33. Gene Ontology annotation, biological process: peptidyl-threonine dephosphorylation. The record is from RefSeq and is a predicted model, not a curated record. NCBI's taxonomy places the organism in Eukaryota, Viridiplantae, Streptophyta, Magnoliopsida, Rosales, Rosaceae. Gene Ontology annotation, molecular function: protein serine/threonine phosphatase activity.